This is a messenger RNA of Fusarium proliferatum ET1, 288 nucleotides long. RefSeq lists its product as uncharacterized. The transcript has a single exon. The record is from RefSeq and is a predicted model, not a curated record. The coding region runs from base 1 to 288 and encodes 95 amino acids. NCBI's taxonomy places the organism in Eukaryota, Fungi, Ascomycota, Sordariomycetes, Hypocreales, Nectriaceae.
AUGAAGUUCUCUACUGUUGCCACCCUUGCCUUUGCCACCAGCUCUCUUGGUGCUGCAAUUGAACCUAGGGGCCGUGUCGGCGUAGUUCUCGUGACUUGCCCCACGGAAGGCUCCCCAGUUACCGCUUCACAAAUGGCCGGCGUCUACAGCCGUGCGUGCAUCAAUAUCUGGCAUUGCGAACACUCUGUCGCUCCCAUUCAAGCCAACAAUGAGUGGGUUGGCUCCUGCAUCAAUUGCCCUAGCAACAUUCCCGCGGCCUCGGACGGCUGCAUUUUGGCGCCCCAGUAG